This is a messenger RNA of Cylicocyclus nassatus, 851 nucleotides long. The record is from the annotation of a GenBank genome assembly. Lineage: Eukaryota; Metazoa; Nematoda; Chromadorea; Rhabditida; Strongylidae.
AGCGAAUGCAACGGUAACGGAGUUAUUAAAACGGUUUCUCGAAGACGACUUCGGCUACCUGAGUGCAUCAGUCAGCAAUGAUAUGGCUUGUUGCGCUGGUCGUCCUCAGCCUACUGCAGGCAGCUGAUGCAAGGCUCAGAUUUGAGAGGCAAACGCCGCCUUGCGAUCCAUGUGCAGCAGCAGCAGCAGCUGCGGCGGCGGCGGCGGCAGCAGCAGCACCGCCACCACCACCUCCGCCUACUGAACCACCACCACCACCACCACCUCCGCCUACUGAACCACCACCACCACCACCUCCUCCGCCUACUGAGCCACCACCGCCGCCACCACCGGCUCCGGCUCCCGCUGCGGCUCCUGCCACUACAGUGUGCGUAACUUGUCAGCAACAACCUCAAACGCCGACUACGAUCAUAAAGGAAGUCAUAAGAGAACGUUAUGUAAUGCCUCCAAAAAGACGCUGGCGCCCUAUGCCCUUUUGGUUCCCACCCCCACCACCUCCACCACCUCCGCCGCCACCACCACCCCCACCACCACCGCCACCACCACCACCACCGCCGCGACGACCUCCAAUAGUUAAAUACAAGUUUGUGUACCACCGUCAGCAACCCUGGUACAGUUGUAACGUAUGCGCGGUCAAAGUUCAAUGCACUGAUCCUACCGGUGUAGCUUGCGCUACAGCCACAGGUGGUUAAGCGUCUGUAAUUUUUGCUUUUUUCACAAUAAAUUGUACUUUUGGUAGUUUUUUAGUGAUUGAAUUUACGCUCACAUAACGGGAGUCAAAAAGAUCAUGUCGAAAAGGUGGGACUUUUUUAUUUUCAUCGGAUUACAAACAAAAAACAGUUCUUGUAAAU